UUCAUAGAAAAAAUCAGCAAUCUCAAGCUAAAUACCGAUGACAAACUGAUCAGCUUCGAUGUGGUAUCUCUAUUUACCAUGGUCCCGGUAGCAGACACCAUGGCACUCAUCUACCAGAGGUUCCCAGAAGACAUCACGGCUCUGUUUCACCAUUGCCUUACCACCAGUUACUUUCAGUGGGACAAUGAAUUCUACGACCAGAAAGAUGGAGUAGCUAUGGGGAGCCCUCUCAGCCCGGUCAUAGCUAACUUCUACAUGGAACACUUUGAAGAACAAGCCCUGGAAACAGCAACCAAAAAGCCCACGAUAUGGUUCAGAUAUGUGGAUGACACCUUCACCAUUUGGAGCCAUGGAGAAGAAGAACUCAACAGGUUCCUGGACCAUCUUAACAGCAUCCACCCAAACAUCCAGUUCACCAUGGAAAAAGAAAAUGAAGGAAGACUGCCUUUUCUAGAUGUCCUAGUCAUCCGCAAACCAGAUCAACAAUUGGGUCACACCGUCUACAGAAAACCCACACACACAGAUAGAUAUCUACAUAAAAACUCCAACCAUCACCCAAGUCAAAAAAGAAGCACCAUUAAAGCCUUGUCAGACCGUGCAAAAAGAAUCUGCGAACCCCACCUCCUCCAAGAUGAACUGAACCACCUCAACUGGGCUCUCCAGAAAACACAGGCAGAAGUAAUAGAGGCAGAAGAAAAAACAAACCGGAAAGGAACCAAAGGCAAGGCUGAUACAACCAGAACAAAUGUGGUGGUAGCAACAACUAGUCACUCCUCCCUAUAA
Molecule: messenger RNA, 783 nt
Organism: Anolis sagrei ordinatus
Lineage: Eukaryota; Metazoa; Chordata; Lepidosauria; Squamata; Anolidae
Source: RefSeq, a predicted model, not a curated record